UCUACUGGCCACGAUUGCCACGAUUUCCGUCGUUGAAACCGCUAUCGAUAUGUCGUUAUCAUGUUCCGAUCGCUUCACGGACUUGCUCUGCGCCGAGGAUUCCGACGAGGUGUUAUCCGGCGAUUCGCCGUCGUUUUCGUCGGAGCUGGAGUCUCCGGUGACUUCCAUCGAGGAAUCCUCCAUCGAUGGCUUCAUCGAAGACGAAACGAACUUCGUCCCCGGAUUCGAUUACUUGGCUCGGUUUCAGUGUCAAUCUCUUGAAGCGUCGGCUCGAGAGGAAUCUGUUGCAUGGAUUCUGAAGGUGCAAGCAUACUACAAUUUGCAGCCUUUGACGGCCUAUCUUUCCGUUAACUAUUUGGAUCGGUUUUUGUAUUCCCGCCGCUUGCCGCAAAAUAGUGGGUGGCCAUUGCAACUCUUAUCUAUUGCUUGCUUGUCGUUAGCGGCGAAGAUGGAGGAACCUCUUGUUCCAUCUCUUAUAGAUCUUCAGGUAGAGGGAGCGAAAUACAUUUUUGAACCAAAAACAAUUCAAAGAAUGGAACUGCUUGUGCUGACGGUUCUGGAUUGUAGACUGCGAUCAGUAACGCCGUUCAGUUUCAUUGACUUCUUUGCAUGCAAGCUCGACCCAACCGCUACUUUUCUGCGCUUCUUGAUUUCAAGGGCCUCGGAUAUUAUUUUAUCCAAUAUCAAAGAGGCGAGAUUUCUAGAGUAUCGGCCGUCAAGCAUUGCUGCGGCGGCGAUACUUUGCGCAGCCAACCAAAUCCCAAACUUGUCUCUUUUCAAUCCCGUACAUGCGGAGUCAUGGUGUGAUGGACUAAGCAGGGAGAAAAUCCUAAGCUGCUACAGGUUAAUGCAAGAGCUUGUGGAAGACAAUGCGAGGAGGAAACAACCAAAGGUCUUACCACAGCUUCGAGUAACGAUCCGAGGCCGAGUCACUCAUCUUCCUCAUCUUUUCAUCACCUUCAUACAAAGGAGAAUUAAAUAACUGGAUGAUGACAGAAACUGCAAGUAAGAAAAGAAAAAAAAAUAGAAAAAUGGUGGCCCGAGUUGUGUAGAAACCUAAAUACAUAUAUAAUUUUGGUGAAGGGUCAGGGUUUGAGAGUAAAUCGACAUGCAAGAGUAUAUACGUAUGUGCAUGUAAAAAAAGAAAAAAGAUGAGAGUUUGGCGAGUUUGCAGGUAUAUUAAA
Hibiscus syriacus is the source of this 1184-nucleotide messenger RNA. Its product is annotated as cyclin-D1-1-like. Gene Ontology annotation, cellular component: nucleus; cyclin-dependent protein kinase holoenzyme complex; cytoplasm. The record is from RefSeq and is a predicted model, not a curated record. Gene Ontology annotation, molecular function: cyclin-dependent protein serine/threonine kinase regulator activity. NCBI's taxonomy places the organism in Eukaryota, Viridiplantae, Streptophyta, Magnoliopsida, Malvales, Malvaceae. Gene Ontology annotation, biological process: mitotic cell cycle phase transition; regulation of cyclin-dependent protein serine/threonine kinase activity. Bases 50 to 982 code for a protein of 310 amino acids. The transcript is spliced from 6 exons.